AUGAGACCACCCGGGUUCAGGGGAAGAGGAGGAAGAUUUGGUGGUGGUGGAGGUCGAUUUGGUGGGUGUUACUUGCUACGCUCCAUGACAAGACCCAUGGAUCCAACUCCAGAUUCGUUGUUUCACACUGCUUGUCAAAAAGAGAAUCAUUUAGUAGAAUGGACGAGGUCUGCACCCACCCGAGGCGUGGUCUGCCUUCAAUCAUCAACUAGGUUUGUGCUAUGCAAUCCCAUUUUCCCGAAGGGUCUUGGAGACCGAUCGCAUGUGAGCCUCCUCAUAUUGCAGUAUUCUAUUGUGCAAGGAGGAGUUUUAUACUAUUUAGCUACAGACCUUUCAUGUCUUAGAUUUAUAGUCAUGUGCUUCAACGUGAAUUCUGAAACGUUUGAUUACAAUCAAUUGCCUGAGGGAGUCAUACUUUGUAAGGAUUCCACAAUGGUGAACUAUAACGGGAAAGUUGCCUUGGAGAAUAAUAAAUCAGAGACAGGAAAGUUUGAGAUUUGUGUUAGGAACCAAGUUUCAGGAGAAUGGGAGUUACAGCGAGUUGUGAUUACUGAUUGGAGAGCCAAUGUUGGGAGCGAUCAUAUGAUGUUUUCUUUCGUAGGUACCAUUGGAACAGGAGAACUUGUUUUCACAGCACCAGACUCGUUGCAUGAUGGAUCAGAGUAUGUCUUGCAUUACACUACAGACCCACCACAAGAAAAGAAGAAAUUCAAAAUGUUUAGGGUGGAAGCUGUGAAUGGAGGUUCGUAUCACUAUGUUCGAGCCUGCUUGAAUCAUUUCGAUUCUCGUUUUCCUAUUAACUAA
This is a messenger RNA of Eruca vesicaria subsp. sativa (arugula), 804 nucleotides long. The record is from the annotation of a GenBank genome assembly. Lineage: Eukaryota; Viridiplantae; Streptophyta; Magnoliopsida; Brassicales; Brassicaceae.